Molecule: messenger RNA, 2205 nt
Organism: Arabis nemorensis
Lineage: Eukaryota; Viridiplantae; Streptophyta; Magnoliopsida; Brassicales; Brassicaceae
Source: the annotation of a GenBank genome assembly
AUGGUUUUAGGGUGUUUCCCUUUGAAAAGCAGGAAGAAACGUGGCUCUGCUUCAAUGAAGCGGAUGGAUCCUGAAGAAAGUAAGCCAACUGCUUUACCUGAGCCACCAAAGAUUCCAAGCCGGAAUCUGCAAUCUGCUCCUCCGAGUUUCAGGACUCGAGUGAAGCCAAUUCACCCGAAUAACGGUGGAACCGGAGAGAAGGGUAGCAGGGCAAGAGUGAUGUCUGCUCCGUCGAGCAUUCACGGUGCAGCGGAACGGGAUUUUCUUGCAGGAGUUUACCAUGACGAGCAAGAUGAGCAACCUAGAGAUCCACGUAUCUCUACUAAAGAGUCUAGCCCUCAACCUCUUCCGCUACCUUCGCCUAAGACUGGUUCCGCGUUGAAGAAUUGGGGAAGCUUUAAAUCGUUCAAUGGUCGAUUAUCCGCAUCCUCAGCAUCUGGACCUUUGCCUUUGCCACCUAGCGGAACUGUUAGGAGCUUCUCGUAUGAGGAAGUAGUGUCCGCUUGUUGCACCUUUGCUUCAGAACGAUGCGUCUCUGAAGGUCUUUCAUCUAUUAUGUAUAUGGCUUCCUUUGGUGAUGAGGUUUCUACCGCGGGCUUAAAAAAGGUCGAGGCAAUUGUUGUGCGUCUAACCGCAACAACCCAGAGUAUCAGGGAGUUCAUUAAUGAAGUGAGCACAUUGGCGUCGCUGCAACACCAGAAUCUCUGUAAAUUGGUAGGCUAUCAUGCCCGUGACGGAUCUGAGACAAGAAUGUUGGUGUAUGAGAGGCUUGCACAUGGGAGCUUGGACCGUUUGCUGCACGGGAGAUCAGAUGGGCCUCCGCUUGAUUGGAACACUAGAAUGAAGAUCGCUCUAUGCGCCGCUCAGGGUUUAACCUUCUUGCACGAAGAAGGGCCAUUUCAGGCAAUGUACAAUGAGUUUUCGACGGCUAAUAUCCAAGUCGAUAAAGAUUUCAGCGCCAAGAUAUCAGGAUAUGGUUGCGCAGGGCUUGUGCCUGAGACUGAGGCCUCUAACAGUCCAGCCCUUGCCAAUCUCUCGGUCGAGACACUAGAGAGAGGGCUUUUGACACCAAAGAGCAACGUGUGGAGCUACGGAAUAGUUCUUCUUGAGAUAUUGACCGGGCGGAAAAACAUGGACGGGUCAUAUCCGAAAGAAGAGAGGAACUUAGUGAAGUGGAGCAGAGCUUUCCUAGCUGACGACUGCAGGCUCUCGCUCAUAAUGGAUCCACAGCUUAAAGGUCGGUUUCCUGCGAAAGCAGCAAGGAGCAUAGCGGAUAUAGCACAGAAAUGUCUGCAAGUGGAGCCAUCAGAGCGUCCGACCAUGAGAAACAUUGUUGAUCAGCUCAAGAUCAUACAAGACAUGAAGUACUCGUGUAGGUUUCCGUUAAGAGAACCCGCACCGGUCGCUGCAAGGAAGCAUAUGGGAAGAUCAAGCAGUCUCAACACCAUUAUUUGGACCCCGGGUGCAGCGCCACCAAGGACUAGCUUUUCACCGUCGCCUCCACCUCGACGUCCGUCGGUUUCGCCCACAAGGGGACGGGCGCUCGUGUUCCCGCCAGUGUUUCCGCCGCGAGCAUGUUCGUCGUUGGAGGUGAUGAGUCGGGAAGAGGUUCGAAGAAGAUCGUCUUCAACCAGUGGGAUUUACUGUUCUUUGUCUGCUAACGACAUUAAAGCCGGAACCAACAUUGAAGUCGAUGGUGCUCCUUGGCGUGUACUGGAGUUUCUUCAUGUGAAACCGGGAAAAGGUGCGGCAUUUGUGAGAACUAAGAUCAGGAACUACGUAAAUGGUAGCACAGUGGAGAGGACAUUUCGUGCCGGAAUCUCUGUUGAGGAAGCAAAUGUUUACAAAGAGACCAAGCAAUUCACAUAUAAGGAAGGGUCUCAGUUUGUGUUCAUGGAUUUGAGCACUUACGAAGAAACCCGUCUUAACGAAUCUGAUAUGGGUGACAAGACAAGAUGGCUUAAAGAAGGAAUGGAAUGCAAUCUAUUGUAUUGGAAAGACAAGGUUAUCGAUUUCGAAUUACCAAACACAGUUCAGUUAACAGUGGUUGAUGUUGAUCCUGGCCUUAGAGGUGACACUGCGCAAGGUGGAUCAAAGCCUGCGACUGUGGAAACUGGAGCUGUAGUGACCGUACCACUAUUUGUUAAUGUAGGUGAAGAAAUAUUGGUAGAUACUAGAACCGGUAUGUACAUGAACCGGGCGUGA